AUGUCUCCAUACACGGCCAUCAUCCGUCGAAGCGGCAACCCAUUCGAGCUUGCGCACGUGUUGGUAUCGUGGCUGGUGGGCGGCGGGUACGACGCGUACGUGGUGGUUGGCUGCGCGCAACGGGACGUUUGCAUGGCCAUACGGUAUCGCACUGACUGCCCACAUCUGCCUGAUGAGAAUCCGGUAGUUGAGGCACCGCCACCUCCAGACACAGAGCCACGCUAUCGUCUGGUGCCUUUGCCAGAUUUCUCGUCCAAGUACUGCAAGGAUAUGGCAAAGAAGGAGGCUGACCAGAAACAAGCUGAUAUCGAAAAAGCGGAAAAAGCGAGGAGAGACAGAAUUGCGGAAUUAGAAAAGCCACCACCGGACAAGAUAGACGGAUGGCGCACCCACGCAUGGGUGCUGGUGCUGCCGGGUUUCAUGGGCAUCGAGGAGCCAUUCUUCAUAGAACCAAGUGACGGGAAUCGUUAUCCAUUGGACUCAAAGCAGUACCAGCAGCUGGACUCUGUUUAUAAUCAUGAAAAUUAUUAUGUGAAUAUCCAGUCGUGUGCCGACGGUCUAGGCAGCCUGAGUUACGAUCUUAGCGACCUGCAGUGCUGGGAGCACUUGCUGGCCGGAGAGCCUCAUCAUCGACGGCAGCUGGUUGGCAUUGACACGGCCGACAAAUCCUCAGCCAUAUUCACUGAGAAACAUCUAGACGCGCCCACCAGUUGGGUGGAGAAGUUGGAUAUUUGCGCUGACGAAUAUGAGCAACGUUACCCUGGGAGUCAUAAAGUGAUUCAUUAUAAGAAAGUACUGAUGGAACUAUUCUCUCCGUACUCGAAGACAGACGGCAUCGUCAAGAGAAUCAAGAUUUUUGAGGACUACGCGCUUAGCGUGCCAUUGCUUACAUACGAAUGGUACCAGAAUAGAGUGGAUAAGAUGGAGUGCUCGCGACUGGAUCACAAAAAGAAAGAGAUGCGUGAAACUUUCGGGAUCGGCAGGAAAGAUCAUUUGUUAAAACACGAGUACGCGGUGGAGGCGCCGGUGACGUCAGUGGAGGCGCACCGCACUCUGCACUUUAACUACUACCCGCGUCUCGACCACCUCGACAGGAUUCAGUGCACGCCGCUCACAUUCGACGAGUACUAUAUUGACAGGAGCGAUAGGUUAGAAUCCAGAUUGAUUUCGUAUACCGAAGGCACCAAGGCAGAACCAAAACGCAGUCUAAAAGACGUUAUAGAGACGUACAGUAGGAAUCCAGAUGUUCCUGCAAGAGACGAUGUGUGGAAAAGAAUCUUUCAUAUGCAGGAAAAUGCAAUUGAACUGCUCUACCAUUACGACUACAAUUUCGUAACAAACGAUACACGGAGUUUUAUUAAACCCAAUUUAGCGGAGACUGGGGGAAAAAUAUUAUUCUACCCUGAUAAGACUGCGGGUUAUGUUGUAAGUGAUCACUACUAA
Messenger RNA from Papilio polytes (common Mormon), 1443 nucleotides. Its product is annotated as dynein regulatory complex subunit 7. The record is from RefSeq and is a predicted model, not a curated record. Gene Ontology annotation, biological process: flagellated sperm motility. Bases 1 to 1443 code for a protein of 480 amino acids. Gene Ontology annotation, cellular component: motile cilium. NCBI's taxonomy places the organism in Eukaryota, Metazoa, Arthropoda, Insecta, Lepidoptera, Papilionidae. The transcript is spliced from 9 exons.